GCCGCGGUUCCGUGCCCGCGGCGCAGACGAACGGCAUGCUGCGGUGGCACGCCGGCGCCACCAGCUCCGUCGCUUCCGCCCCGCCCACGCCCGCGCUGUCGCACCAGCUCGCGCCCCGGCCUUAGUAGCCAUGUUCCCGUUUCCGUUCCCGGAACCGGAACGUUCCCGGAACGAGGAACAGCGCUUAUGAAGGUUUUUUACACUAAAUUGUUCCCGGAACGUUCCCGUUUCCGUUCCGAAACGAGGAACAUGGAACGAGGAACGUGGCCACGUUCCACGUUCCCGGCUUCUAUGGCCCCGGCUGGCCGCGCGAAGAAGCCAGCGGACGGCGAAGACGACCGAGCCGGAGGUAGCUUGUUGCUCUCCAAAAGCGUCCUGCUGCGGUCCGGCGUCGCGCUCUUCGCCCUCGGCUUCGUCGAUGCCGGGUACAGCGGCGACUGGUCUCGCAUCGGCGCCAUCUCCAAGGACACCGAGGAGCUGCUCAGGCGGGGCGCCUACGUCGUCGUGCCGCUCUCUCUGGCCCUCAUAUUUUCGUUGUCCCAAGACAGCAACAAGUAAAACCUUAGGAUUUGUUAAGUGGGAACCUGCACACUGAUAAUAGUAUCGUGUUUCGUGCUGUUAAUCGUUGGUCUUUAUCGACGAGCUGGAGUAAAAUCGGAACGUGCUUCGUUCUGUGAUUCUCAGUUUUCUGAGGAAUAAAGAGAAAACGUGCGAGUUCAAGUAAAUUCAUGCUGCAAUGUGUAGUUACAGUAGAGGAUCCGGGAGAAUAUCAGUUUCCUGAGUAUCAAAUGCCUCAGAUUGUCACUCACUCACUCA
Molecule: messenger RNA, 816 nt
Organism: Panicum virgatum (switchgrass)
Lineage: Eukaryota; Viridiplantae; Streptophyta; Magnoliopsida; Poales; Poaceae
Exons: 2
Coding region: 187-558 (123 amino acids)
Source: RefSeq, a predicted model, not a curated record